GCUACCCAGAGGCUGGAUUUUGACUGUUCUUCCUGCUUGUUUUCUUACUUAUGCACAGUGGAUUAGUCAGUAUGCACUGUGGUUUGGGACUUCUGCUCCAACCACUCUGUGGCCGUGACUGAUUGCUCUGCUCCAUGGCCACUUCCGACCAAACGGAUCAGGCAUGGAUCCCCAAAUAUUUCAAGAAAAAAGUCUGCACAACUUUCAUUGAGCAACCUAGUGAUACAGGUGCUUCCAAUUUCUGUCAGUGUGGCAGUCCUCGUAAAAAACAUACAUCAGUAGCCAUAGAAGAUGCCUUUGGAGCAGCCAUUGUCAGCAAAUGGGACUCAGCGCAACACACGACAGAGAGGCCAACUGAUGCGUAUGGAGAGGUGGAAUUUGUAGGCACUGGUCGUAGACCGAGCAAGUUCAUUCGCCUCUCCGACUCAACUGAUCCUGCAAAUGCCUAUGCUUUAGUAACCCAUCACUGGAAAAUCCCACAUCCCAACUUGGUGGUAUCAGUGGUGGGAGGCGAAGGUGAGGGACCCGUAAGGACUUGGCUCAAAGAUGUGCUGAGAAAGGGGCUGGUUAAAGCAGCUCAGAGCACAGGUGCCUGGAUUAUGACAAGCGGUCUUCAAGCUGGUGUGGGCCGGUAUGUGGGGGAAGCGGUGAGAGACCACGCUAUGGCCAGUACGAACCGCAGCACUCAUGUUGUAGCAAUGGGCAUUGCUCCAUGGGGUAUCGUUGAAGAGCACCAUUGUCUUGUCAACCCCAAGGGUUCCUUCCCAGCACGUUACCCCAGGACAAAUCCUGCGAGUCCUUUCUGCCCUCUAGACGCCAACCAUUCUGCCUUCUUCUUGGUGGACAAUGGGACACUGGGCCGAGCAGGGGGAGAGGCCAUCUUCCGAGCCCAUUUGGAACGCUAUAUUGCCCAACAGAAAGUGGGAGCUGGAGGUGAAGGGAGCAUUGAGAUUCCUGUGUUGCUGCUGCUCAUCAGUGGGGACUCAGCCAUAUUCAAGCGUGUAUCGGAGGCGGUGCAUGCCUCCAUUCCCUGUCUUCUCCUAGCUGGAUCUGGGGGAGCAGCAGACUGCUUGGCUGAAUUGUUGGAAGAGACACAACCUGGGGAGUCCCUGAAAACUCUGGCAAUGAAGAAAAUGCAGGGAAAAUUCCCAGACAAUGACUUGGAGGAGUUGGCUGAGCAGGCGGAAAGCAUUGGGAAUCUGAGGGAAUUGGUGACUGUCUAUUCAGACCAAGAAGGUUUGGAAGAAUUCGAGACUGUCCUGCUUAAAGCUCUAGUGAAAGUAUGUAAGCGAUCAAGCAAGGCCACCUGUUAUCUGGAUGAGCUACGUCUGGCUGUAGCCUGGAAUCGGGUGGACAUUGCCAGCACAGAAUUGUUCCGUGGGGACAUUCUCUGGGAGCCCAGCCUGCUGGAGAAUCCAAUGUGUGAUGCCUUGCUAGGUAAUCGAACUGACUUAGUGCGCCUCUUUGUGGAGAAUGGUUUGGAUAUAGGACAGUUCCUGACAUGGAGAAAAUUAGAAAAGCUGUAUGCUGGGUCCCCCAAGGUCUCACUGCUCUACCAGCUUUUGGAGCGAUGCCAAGGGACAGGCUCUGAGCCACCCACCCCUCCUGAAGACUUGCUGCUGGAACGAUCUUUGCCUGAUUGCCAUUUAUCUCAUGUGGCUCUUAUUCUGCAUGAACUACUAGGGAAUGUAUGUGCUCCUUUUUAUGCAGGAUUAUACCCUACUGGCCACAGAGGGAUAGGGAAAAAAGGAUUAUUACCUAAUGGAGAUUCCACAUACCAAAAUAAGCUGUCACCAAACCCAUGGACUGAUCUAUUUAUCUGGGCAGUGUUGCUGAAUCGAAAAGAGAUGGCAAUUUAUUUCUGGGAAAUGGCUCCUGAUGCCGUGGCUGGGGCACUGGCAGCAGCACAAAUACUGCGGGAACUUUCACAUCUAGAGACAGAAACAGAGGAAGUGGCAGCCAUGAAGGAUUUAGCAAUGCACUUUGAAAAUUUGGCCAUAGGAGUAUUCAGUGAGUGUUACCGUAAUAGUGAACCACGGGCCUACAAACUACUGGUGCGCUGUUCCCACCUCUGGGGUGGAGCCACUAUCCUCCAUCUGGCUCACCAGGCUGAUGCCCGCCUCUUUUUUGCACAGGAUGGUGUGCAGUCCCUGCUCACCCAAAACUGGUGGGGAGAAAUGGACCGAAGUACCUCUGUCUGGAAGCUUCUUCUCACAUUUUUUUGCCCUCCUCUCAUCUUUACUGAGCUCAUUACAUUCAGGAGUAUGGAUGAUGAUCUGCGGCUGGAUUCCUUGGAACAGUUUGAACUGGACAGUCUUGAUACAGAUGUGAAAAGUACCAUCGGAGACAUAUUGUCUGAAAGUUUGGAACCUCCCUCCCCUCUUUCUGUUCGACAACUCUGGUUACGACGGUGGCAUCAAUUUUGGGUGGCACCUGUGACAGCAUUCCUGGGCAAUGUGGUGAUGUACUUGCUCUUCCUCUUCCUCUUCUCCUACGUCUUGCUGCUGGAUUUUGACCCUCCACCUCCCAAAGGUCCAUCUAGCACUGAGAUAGUCCUGUACAUCUGGGUCUUCACACUGGUCUGUGAAGAGGUCCGUCAAGGAUGUUUUGUGGGUUCCCGUCCUUUGUUGCAGAGAAUACGUCGGUACUUCCUGGACACAUGGAAUCAGUUUGAUAUCACAGCCCUGCUACUCUUCAUGAUAGGACUAGUGUGCAGGCUGUUUCCUUCGUCAUAUGAAUCAGGACGCACCAUUCUGUGCCUGGAUUUCAUGAUCUUCACCCUUCGUCUCAUCCACAUCUUUGCAGUCAACAAACAGUUGGGACCCAAGAUGAUUAUCAUUGGCAGGAUGAUGAAGGAUGUAUUUCUCUUUCUCUUCUUCCUUGGGGUAUGGUUGGUAGCCUAUGGGGUCACGACUGAGGGUCUCCUUCUCCCCCAUGAUCGAAGAAUCCCUUGGAUAUUUCGACGUGUUUUCUACCGACCUUAUUUGCAAAUUUUUGGACAGAUCCCACUCACUGAAAUUGAUGCUGCCCAGAUCACAGCCUCGAAUUGCACUUAUGACCCUUUAGCCAUCUUGAUGGAGGACGCGAACCCUUGUACCAAUACCUAUGCUAACUGGCUGGUGCUCAUUCUCCUGGUGAUCUUCCUGUUGGUAGCCAAUAUUCUGCUCCUCAAUUUGCUGAUUGCAAUGUUCAGUUACACGUUCUCCAAAGUGCAAGGCAACAGUGAUAUCUACUGGAAAUCCCAGCGUUACAACCUUAUCUUGGAGUAUCAUAGCCGGCCUGCAUUAGCUCCACCCUUCAUCUUGAUCAGCCACCUACAUCUCCUCUUCAAGCGUCAUAUCCGCAAGGUGCAAUCGGCAAAGAGACAUGACUUCUUGCUAGAACUCUCCGAGAUCCAAAACAGGCGACUACUGACGUGGGAAUCGGUACAGAAAGAAAAUUACUUAGUAACCCAGGCACGACAGAAACGUGACAGUGACACUGAGAGACUCCGGAGAACCUCCCAAAAAGUCGAUCAGGUUUUAAAGCAGCUUUCUGAUAUCAAAGAAUCAGAGCGACGUCUGAAGACCCUUGAGAUGCAGAUGGAGUAUUGUACCAGUGCCUUGUCUUGGAUAGUAGAUAUCUUGGCCCAGAGUGACAUAGCAAAAGGAAAACAAGUUCCUCCUAUUAAGAAAAAAGACUGAACUUUUCCAUGGCACAUGAAAAAAGACAGUGAAGAAGAAGUGUCAGCUGCUGCUGUUGACAAAAUCCCCAAAGUGUCUCCACACCUAGUGCCUCAGAGAAUUAAAAUGAGGCUUCAGCAGGAAAUAAUUAAGAGAAUGCAGGAUCAUGUUUCAUUUCAGUUACAAGUACCCUAACGUCUGACUUUAGUUCCCUUCACUGGAAAUAUCAAUUAUCUACCUCACAGGAUUUCAAUGAGAAUGAAAGUAAUGUGGACAAUUAAAACAAUAGAUAACCAUCCUGUCCUAUACUUAUAUUGAUACCUGAAUCAUCUGCUAAUUUUGUCUGCAGUCGGUAAAAUGGAAGUCCCAGAGUGUUGUAAACCAUUCAGAGAGUGCUGUUAUAUGGAAUGGCAUAUAAGUACUAUUGCUAUAUAUAUUUGUGUAACCACUGAGAUGGGCAAUCUUUUGAUGGCCACAAUUAUAUUGAGCUCCUCAAAGUUCUACAAGAAGUAAUAUGAUGUAAACCAAAUGAUACUAGUUUUUUCUGGGGUGUUUAGGAAAAUGUUUUUUUUAUUGACCAUACUGUGGUUUUCCCAUGAUUCCUGAUAUAACUUAGUGAGAAAUUGUGGUUCCAGUAUGGUCGUCAGAGCUUUUGAGGGAAAUCUGGAUAUACCUGGCAUAAUAUUAAUGGGACUGGUAAGACAUACCAUGUCUUAAAGGAAUAAUUAGGAAUUAAUGAAAGCCCAUACCUCAUAUGCAGAAGGCCCAGUUCAUGGCAUUCCUGUCAAAAGAAUCUUGAUGUAGCAGGAGACAGAAAAGUUUUCUUGCCUGAAAGCCCUAAAGCUAUUAUCGUUGAAAAUAGAUAAUGCAAUGGUAUGACUUAUUACAAAACAGCUUCUGUAUUCUUAAGAUAAUUAGCUCCAUAAGUCUUCCCAUGGGCAAUCCAGGCUGACAUUAAUUUCUCAAGUGCAUGUUUGCUUGACAUCUCAUUCCUAGUUAUCUUCCAACCAGCCAAGGGGCCAUGAACUUGCUACUGUACAAGAACAGUGAGUGAGUGAAGUCAUGUGUCAUACCAUUUUCUAAUAUAAUAAUAUGUAGAAACUAGAACUUUUCUAACUGAUGAUACCUCUACCAUUUCUACAGGCUGGGAUUCACAGAUAACAGAAUGGUUGACACUUGCAAGAUACACUCUUAAUCAAGUAAAUUACUUUUGUGUCUUGCUUCAGAAGAAAACCUGGUUGGUUUAUAAUUUAAAAGUAUAUAUUACUGGAAGAUUAGGAUUCUACGGUUAAAAAAAAAGAUCACCCAAUAUUUUUGAUUAACCUAUUCAGUUCUGGGAGAUACAAAUAAUAUUGUAUCCAUUUCAACCUGCACAAAAAUCCUUUAUAUGCAAACAGACAAAAAGGUAGCAGUGCUCAGUAUCUAAUCUGAAUUCCCCUCUUAGUACUUUUAACAUAGGUGAUGUCUGGUCAGUAAAACAAAUUCUACUUUUUUAUUUGUUAAAAAAACGUAUAACAGUAUACAUUAGAUGUCUUUCAGACAGAAAACUAAAAAUAGCCAUGGCUAGGCAAAGUUAAGUGAGCAAGGGGUUAUUGCACUAUUCUCAAGUUAAAAUUGUUUCAAAUGUGUUUAAUUUCAUUGAGAAAUCAAUAUACAUGAUAUCAGGACAUAUAUUUCCUCCUGGCUAUGUUAGGAGCAGCUUUAUGAAGACAAUAAUUUUGAACUCUGCUACUUCCUGCCCAUUUCCAAAGCUGUUUUAAAGUUUGUUUGUUAAAUCCAGCAAUCAGUCCUAUCAAAGAGGAUCACAGCUCUCCAUCAUAUUUGAUAUGCCCUGACCUGAAGUCAAAAAAUCUGCUGCUCUCUUAAUGGAAUAUUGAUUCUUAGCUUUGUUUUUAAUCAUGGGUGUCUUCCCAGGACUCUGGAGAUUACCAAGGGGAGAAAGCAGUAGUUAUGGUCAGUUACAGAUAAUAAUAUCAUUGCAGAAUAUUAUAUUUUUAGAAAAUAAAAUUUGUUCAAGAGAAUAAUUAUAGCAUUGAGUUUUCAAUGUUAAUCUUCAGUCUUUUUAGGAUUUUUAAACUGUGAACUGGUUUGUGAACCAAAUGGUUACUGAAAGUGUAUUUACAAAUCAAGCCAUUUAUAUCAAAUCAAUUUUAUGGCUAAAUUAAUGUUAUUUCUUCUAACAUUGCUAGAAGUAUGUAAUAAAAGUGUUAAAAUGUAUAUGUCUGGAAUUGUAAUAAACAGAAGGAAAUUAGUGCUAUUAAUCAUGUGAUAAUUUAUAAUAUAAUUAAAUGUAUUUCAUUAAAAGUUAAGAUUUUUUUUAAU
Molecule: messenger RNA, 5984 nt
Organism: Crotalus tigris (Tiger rattlesnake)
Lineage: Eukaryota; Metazoa; Chordata; Lepidosauria; Squamata; Viperidae
Gene: TRPM4
Product: transient receptor potential cation channel subfamily M member 4
Exons: 25
Coding region: 135-3683 (1182 amino acids)
Biological process (GO): calcium ion transmembrane transport
Cellular component (GO): membrane
Molecular function (GO): calcium-activated cation channel activity; ligand-gated calcium channel activity
Source: RefSeq, a predicted model, not a curated record